Caenorhabditis sp. 36 PRJEB53466 is the source of this 1396-nucleotide messenger RNA. The record is from the annotation of a GenBank genome assembly. Lineage: Eukaryota; Metazoa; Nematoda; Chromadorea; Rhabditida; Rhabditidae.
AUGCCAAUUAGACCUGCCCACGUGAUUUUUCUAUGGAUUUCCGUACUUUGCGUCUCCGCCGAGUGGACAAUCAGCCUGGAAUAUAGUUUAAACGGUUAGUGCCCGAAAAAUCGAUAAGAUUGCAAAUAAAACCGAUUUUUGCAGGUUUCACCAAUGGAUAUCCGCUGGGAAUAAUCGAAAUGAGACGCUCGUUCGACGGAAACUAUACCGGAACGUUCAAACCCGCACAGGACAAGACUUUCGGCCAAAAGUGCGGAGAUUUCCAAUUUUUUUGUAAUUUUUCGAGUUGCAGAUUGUUUGAGGCGAAAGAAAGCGCGUAUUCGGUGCGUGCCAAGUCUUCCACUCAACCCGGAGAAUCGUUUUUGACUACUAGCGAUUCGGUAGGCAAUUUUUCAAAUUUUUGCUCAAAUCAAAAUAGAGCAAACGUUUGUGGGUUCUCAAUGGAAAACGAAAAUUGUGGACCACGUGCAAACCACAAUCAGUAAUCGUAUUGAAAGUGGGAUCUAAUGGUCGCAAGACAAUGCUUUCCCAUGGCGUCGGCUCAAUCGUGCUGGAAAAACGCGCGAUUGGAAUUUGUUGCCAUGGGUGGGUAUCGAACUCGCGGGCGACCUCGAGAUCGGCGGCCGUGCGCCGUCCCGCCAAGACCACGCGUAAACGAGCGAGAGGAAGGCCGACCGGCCUAUGAUGUUGGAGGGCGCGCUCCGAAAUGAAAAGACGCGCGUUUGGGGUGGAAAGUGUAGGAUUUUUUGUAAUUUUCAUAUUUAAUCCGUCAUUUUCAGUGUCUGUUCCUGCACUCGAACCUGUUCCACGUCUUCUGGGUGGCCAUUUCGCAAGAGAAACAGCGGUUGCUCACGAUCUCAGUGUUCCCCGAUCCGGUCGCGUGGCAUAAAGACGAAAAUUUGUGAGUUUUCCCUCUAAAAAAUCACGAAAAAGUUCAUUAUUUUGACUUUAGAAAGUACAAUUCUCGAGCGGAAACGUGUGAGGCACGUGCCGGCGGCGCCCCGUUGACUGUCGAUUUGGAGAAUGGAACGCCGAAGGGAGUGGUGCAGGUGUUGGGCCAAACCACCCUUCCCAGGCACGUUUUUAAUCCAAAUGUUUGAAAAAUUUGAAUUUUUCAGCCCGGACACGGCCUCGUUCGUCGCCAAAUUAGAGCGGGAGAAGCGGGCGAAACAACACGGCGCCGACGCGGAUAAUCGCAGUUUUCUGGCCAAAUAUGUAAGCAAAACGGGGGCGAUUUUAGCGAAAUACCCCAUUUUUUAUCUUGUAAAAACGAAAAUGACAGUAUAUUUUUUUUUAAAUAUUUUUGCAGUGGAUGUACCUGGUGCCCGUCGUCCUUUUCGCCGUCAUCUCGAGUGCGGUGAAUCCGGAAGCGGGAGCAGAAGGCGCAGCCCAAUAA